CGUGCAGGUUCCGCUGUUUGUGUUUACGGCGGUUCUGCUGCUAAAGCUGGGCGAUGUUAUGUCAAAUCUCUCCGGAAUAAAAAUAAAUAAACCAUCUUCUCUUGAAACAGGUGAUUUAGCUCUUUAAACCCCAUUCAUGAGUGCGUCGGGCUCCGUUUAGCAGUCAUGGAUGACAUGGCCUCCGUGGGGAAAAUUAGUGCCUCCUCCGACUCGGUUUCCACCCUAAACAGCGAGGACUUUGUCCUGGUGUCCCGCCUCGGGGACGAAACCCCCUCCACUAAUAACGGCAGUGACGAUGAAAAGACAGGCCUGAAGGUGAUUUCUGAAGAAGGGGUCAGCUUUAAGAUUGUGGGGAACGGCAGUGAACAGCAAUUGCAGAGGGAGCUGGAGGAUGUGCUUAUGGACCCGUCGGUGGCUGAGGUGACUCCCGGACCACACCAUGUGGGUGAGGGGGACCAUGGCUACCCCACCACUGCUGCUCCACCACAGCCAGGCCCUGCACCCCCGAAGCUGGAUAUGGUGCUGCCUGUUCAGGGAGCACAAGAGGAUGACGGGUCAGUGUCGAGCCCUGGUACGCCCGUGCCAGAUGAGGACAGUGUGGUGUUCAGUAAGCUGACGUAUCUGGGCUGUGCGUCGGUGAACGCCCCCCGCAGUGAGGUGGAGGCACUGCGUAUGAUGAGCAUUCUGCGUAGCCAGUGCCAAAUGCCACUCGAUGUCACCCUCUCUGUGCCUGGAGUCUCUGAGGGAACCGUCAGGCUCCUGGACCCUCAGAGCAGCACUGAGAUCUCUAACUACCCCAUCUAUAAGAUCCUGUUUUGUGUACGCGGUCACGAUGGAACACCAGAGAGUGACUGUUUUGCUUUCACCGAAAGCCACUACAAUGCCGAGAUCUUCCGCAUCCACGUCUUCCGCUGCGAGAUCCAAGAGGCGGUCAGCCGAAUUCUCUACAGCUUCGCCACAGCCUUCCGGCGGUCGGCCAAUAAGGCACCUCUCUUGACGCAGGCUCCGCCUCUCACGCCAGACAGUGACGUUUUCACCUUCACCGUCAGUCUGGAGAUCAAAGAGGAUGAUGGGAAAGGAACCUUCAGUGCAGUGUCAAAGGACAAGGACAGACAGAGCUUCAAGCUUCGUCCUGGAAUGGACAAGAAGAUUGUUAUUUAUGUCCAGCAGACAUCUAACAAAGAACUGGCCAUUGAGAGGUGUUUCGGUCUGCUCCUAAGUCCAGGCAAAAAUGUUCGGAAUAGUGAUAUGCACCUGCUAGAUCUGGAGUCAAUGGGAAAGAGUUCAGAUGGUAAAUCUUACAUCAUCACAGGGAGCUGGAAUCCCAACACGCCUCAGUUUCAGGCUGUCAAUGAAGAAACACCCAAAGAUAAGUUUAUGUAUAUGACGACGGCAGUGGACCUGGUGAUCACAGAGGUGGAGGAGCCGGUGCGUUUCCUUUUGGAGACACGUGUCAGAGUGUGUUCGCCCACCGACAGACUCUUCUGGCCUUUCAGCAAACGCAGCUACACUGAGACCUUCUACUUAAAACUGCGACAGCUGGAGCGGAAGAGUAACACAGAUACGCUAUAUGAGGUGGUGAAUUUGGAGAGUGAGACGGAGAGAGAGAGGAAGAAAACCACGGCCAGCCCGGGCAUCCUGUCCUCUGCAUCCCACGGCUCUAUGGUGCCCUCGCCACCCGAGGACGAUGAGGAGGAAGACAAUGAUGAGCCAUUACUGAGUGGUUCUGGUGAUGUGUCUAAAGAAUGCGCAGAGAAGAUUCUGGAGACGUGGGGAGACCUGCUGUCUAAAUGGCACAUGAAUCUGGCGGUGCGGCCCAAGCAGUUACCAGCACUUGUCCGCAGCGGUGUCCCAGAAGCCCUGAGGGGGGAGGUGUGGCAGCUCCUGGCUGGUUGCCAUAACAACGAUCAUCAGGUGGAGGAGUACCGGACACUCAUUACCAAGGAGUCUCCUCAGGACAGUGCCAUCACUCGAGACAUUAAUCGCACAUUUCCAGCACAUGACUACUUCAAGGACACAGGAGGGGACGGUCAAGACUCACUGUACAAAAUCUGUAAGGCAUACUCUGUGUAUGAUGAGGAGAUUGGCUACUGUCAGGGUCAGUCCUUUCUGGCUGCCGUACUGCUGCUACACAUGCCGGAGGAGCAGGCAUUUAGCGUUCUGGUGAAGAUCAUGUUUGACUACGGUCUCAGGGAGCUCUUCAAACAGAACUUUGAAGACCUGCACUGCAAGUUCUUUCAGCUGGAGAGACUCAUGCAGGAAUACAUUCCAGACCUUUACUCUCACUUCUUAAGCAUAGGCUUGGAAGCGCACAUGUACGCCUCCCAGUGGUUCCUCACUCUCUUUACAGCCAAGUUCCCUCUCUACAUGGUCUUUCACAUCAUCGACCUGCUGCUGUGUGAGGGUAUCAGUGUCAUAUUUAAUGUGGCUCUGGCAUUACUCAAGACCUCUAAGGAUGACCUGCUGCAGGCAGAUUUUGAGGGGGCGCUGAAGUUCUUCCGUGUGCCUGUGCCCAAACGGUACCGCUCUGAAGAGAAUGCUAAGAAACUCAUGGAGCUAGCAUGUAGCAUGAAGAUCAGUCAGAAGAAGCUGAAGAAGCAUGAGAAGGAAUACCACACAAUGCGAGAACAGCAAGAACAACAGGAGGCCCCCAUAGAGAGAUAUGAGAGGGAGAACAGACGUCUACAGGAGGCAAACAUGCGUCUGGAGCAAGAGAACGAUGACCUGGCCCACGAACUGGUCAGCAGCAAAAUCUCUCUGAGGAAGGAUCUGGACAACGCAGAGGAGAAAGCUGAUGCCCUAAACAAAGAGCUCCUCAUCACAAAACAGAAGUUAAUAGACUCGGAGGAUGAGAAGAGGCGACUGGAGGAAGAGUCUGCGCAGCUGAAGGAGAUGUGCCGGCGAGAGCUGGACAAAUCAGAGUCUGAGAUCAAAAAGAAUGGCUCCAUCAUUGGAGAAUACAAACAGAUUUGCUCCCAGCUGAGUGAGCGACUUGAGAAACAGCAGACGGCUAACAGAGGAGAGCUGGAAAAGAUUCGGCUGAAGGUGGAGGGCUGUGAGAAGUGCAGUGUGCUCUUCAGUAAGGAGGGCCGUCUGAAGGCUGUGAGUGCACCGAAGGAGGGCAGUGAGGAGGAGGCUGAUGAGGAGAAGGAGGCUCUGCAGGCUCAGCUCAGGGAGAUGGAGCUGGAGCUCGCCCAGACCAAACUGCAGCUGGUGGAGGCAGAAUGCAAAAUACAGGACCUGGAGCAUCAUUUGGGUUUGGCGCUGAAUGAAGUGCAAGCGGCCAAAAAGACCUGGUUCAACCGCACUUUAAGCUCCAUUAAAACAGUGACGGGGGCCCAGGGCAAGGAGACCACCUGAGCUGUGUAGAGUCAGGAAGACUGCGCAGCCCCCUGCCAUUUUCUCUUUUGCUUUGUUCCUCCCCUUUCCCCCACCCCAUCCAUCUCUCUAACUCUGUUUCCUUUUCUCUCUGUUAUCUCUCCUGGCCGGUGCUGUUAACACUUCACUGCGCCAGAACAAACCAGUUUUUCUGUCCU
Messenger RNA from Colossoma macropomum (tambaqui), 3536 nucleotides. Its product is annotated as rab GTPase-activating protein 1. The transcript has 27 exons. Lineage: Eukaryota; Metazoa; Chordata; Actinopteri; Characiformes; Serrasalmidae. The record is from RefSeq and is a predicted model, not a curated record. The coding region runs from base 166 to 3360 and encodes 1064 amino acids.